AUGUUUGAUCCAAUGGCUAAUGCACCUCCGCUUUGGAGUAACGGGCCUACCCCAGGUUCAUUUUACAAUUUUCCAGGACCUCAAACAAAGCCAAACGACCAUUUCACACAUUCACAGUCUCCAGUGACGACCGCAACUUCAAUAGUGGCCUUAGCAUACGAUAAGGGCAUCAUGAUUGCAGGGGAUCUCUUAGCUUCUUAUGGAUCCUUGGCACGUUAUAGAAAUUGCCCCAGAAUCAUGGAAGUCAAUGACAACAUUCUCCUAGGUGCUGGCGGUGAUUAUGCAGAUUUUCAGUAUGUCAAGUCGUUCAUUGAACAGAAAAUAAUUGAUGAAGAAUGUUUGGAUGAUGGCAUCAAACUCAAACCAAAGUCUCUUUAUUGUUGGUUAACAAGAGUUAUGUAUCAAAGAAGGAAUAAGUUUGAUCCCUUGUGGAAUAACCUUGUAAUAGGUGGUAUUCAGGAUGGUACACCUUUCCUUGGUACAGUUGACAAGCUAGGGACAGCCUACACUGAUAGGGCAAUUUGCACAGGAUAUGGUGCUCAUAUUGCCCUACCAAUGAUCCGUGAUGCUAUAGAGAAGAAGGCCCAACCCCUGACUCAGGCUGAAGCUCGUGCUCUCAUUGAAAAGAGUUUGGAGGUACUUUUUUACCGAGAUGCUAGAAGUUACCCUAAAUAUCAGCUGGGAAUCAUAGAUCAGGAUGAGGGUGUUAAAAUUGAAGGUCCACUUUCUGUUAGCCAAAACUGGAAUAUUGCUACAAUUAUUAAAUCAGUGUGA
Messenger RNA from Phaedon cochleariae (mustard beetle), 774 nucleotides. The record is from the annotation of a GenBank genome assembly. Lineage: Eukaryota; Metazoa; Arthropoda; Insecta; Coleoptera; Chrysomelidae.